Messenger RNA from Oldenlandia corymbosa var. corymbosa, 3049 nucleotides. NCBI's taxonomy places the organism in Eukaryota, Viridiplantae, Streptophyta, Magnoliopsida, Gentianales, Rubiaceae. The record is from the annotation of a GenBank genome assembly.
AAAAAAAUCCAUUCCUUCCCAUCUUUAUAGCCGAGCAGAAAGUCUAUUCAGUGGAAAAUGUUCAGUGUGGCUCUUUAGCCCUUGCUCUUUUCAGUGUCUUUAUAAUAACUAUAAAAAAAAGGAAAGUUAAAAAAAAAAAAGAAAGGGGGAAAAUGGAGCUUCCAUUUUUCACCACCACCGCCAGCAGCAGCAACAGCGCCACCACUAGGGCGGAGGCUUUACGGUGGUUGGCAAUUGGGGAGAAGCUCUUAGCUGGGCGUGACCUGGUCGGUAGCAAAUCAUUCGCGGCGCGGGCUAGGGAAUCCGACCCGACCCUAUUGUACGCCGACCAAAUCAUCGCCGUCGCCGAGACCCUCAUGGCCGGCGACAAGCGGAUCAAUAACCUCCACGACUGGUACUCCGUGCUCCAGCUGUCCUUCCAGCAGUCUCUUGACGGAGAACUCAUCGCCAAUCAGUACCGGAAGCUCGCCCUUCUUCUGAACCCGCAGAAGAAUAAGCUCCCAUUUUCGGAUCAAGCUUUCACGCUCAUCGUUAAUGCCUGGCAGGUUCUCUCUAAUCCCUCUAAGAAAGCCAUAUACGACAACCAGGUUCUGCCUUACCUCGGAGUCAACCCCAACCCGGUAAGUCCCGGGUUUAACCCAAUGAACACCGGAAUGAACCGGGAACAAUUCAACCAUCAGCCUUUUGAGAUAAGCUUCCAGGUAAUGCCCCAGCAACAGCAUGCAUCAGCUAACAGUGAACAAAUGAUGCAGCAUCAGCAACCACAGUUUGGAGUUGUUCGAGAACCGCCCCCAAGCAUGAUGGUGCCCCAGCAUCAUCUGAGUCAAGAGCCAGUGCAUCAGCCGACGCCCCAGCAGGCCCGGAAUAAAGAGCCGGUGAGGCAGCCGAUGCAGCAGCAGCAGCCCCAGCCGAUGCCCGCGUGGCAGACUCCUCCCAAGCAGCCUCAACCGCGGGCUCAGCCACCUUGGAAAGAGAGUACUACGGUGGGUAACAAUGUAACCCAUAACUUUUCUGGUAUUGUCGGUGAUAGCGUUCGUGAUAAUAAUAAUAAUAAUGAGAUAAAUGAUAAUGCUAGUGCUAGUGUUGCUACCGACGAUAAUGUCGAUAAUGUUAAUGGGAAUAUUGGGACGAGUGAUGCAGGGGAGGAGGGUAGGAGAGCGGAUGAAUCCUCGGAUGACGGGGUAUCUACCUUUUGGACUGCGUGUCCAUAUUGCUAUUACAUGUUUGAAUAUCCUAGUGUUUAUGAGGAUUGUGCAUUGAAGUGUCAGAAUUGUAAGAAAGCUUUUCAAGGGGUGAAAGUUCCACCCCCGCCCCCUGUUGCUGAUGGGCAAGAUGUGAACUUUUGUUGUUGGGGGAUGAUGCCAUUGGGCGUUUCGAUGGGGAUUUUGGAGAGGAAUAAAGAAAAGGGUGGAUGGACUCCAUUUUCACCCAUGUUUAAUUUACCAAAGGGAACUGGGAAUCGAGGUCCUCCAGGGAAUUGGCCUAGUUUUGGGGGUUGGAGUGGAAACAAUAAUAGUGGAGGAACGGGGGGUGGGAACACAGAUCCCCGGAACGAUAACGCGGGAGGAAGAUCGGAUAGAGGGAAUGCGGAUGGUAGGAAGAGAGCUUCCGGUCCAAGGGUCUAUGUUAAUGAUGAGGAUGUCUUUCUGGAAUAUUCAGAUGCAAGUGAGGAUGAUGAUGAUGAUUGGAGAACUGAAACUAGGAGGAGAAAAGCAACAUCCGACAAGAGAGCUAAUGAAGUCUCAGCCAAGGCUACUGGAACACCUAACAAAACACCUGGUCGAAGAGGUAGGAAACCAAAGAUUGACAAGGAAAACAAUAAGGAAAGAACUGGCCCUGAGAAUGUGCAACAAGGGGUUGCAGUUCAAGAGGGACAGAGAGUUGGAAACGCUCCCACAUCUGCUGCAGAGUUAAAUAAGAAAGGUGCACCAGCUGUUGCAAGGAGGCAUUCUAUGAGAGUUGCUAAGGACUUUGGGAAGUUAGACUUGAAUGUGGAAUUUAAUAAUGAGGGUGAAGAGCCCGCACCAAGGGUGAUACAAGCAAAUGGAAUGGGGCGUGGAAUGGAGGACAUCAUUGAAGGGGGUGGGUUCUUUGAGGGUCUUGAUGAAUUCCUGAGUACUCUUCCCAUACUCAAUGUUGUAGGUGAUGACAAGGUCAAAGCUGCCUAGUAAAUUAGAAUUUGCAUUGUUGUAGCUGUAGUAUUUGUUUAUGUUCCCUUAGGACUUGUUAAUGUAUCCAUUUUCUGUGUUGUUUUUGGCUUAAGCUUAAUGAGAAAAAUGAGCUAUGGCUAACUGUUGCUUUUGCUCUCCAAUUCAAAUACAUUCAAAGGCAGGAUGCCUGCCUUUUCGGAUAUGUUAUUAGGCAUUAUAAGGGAAUCUUGGCUGUUCACCGGAGUAGGCAUAUUUUCAUCCUGUAGUUUCAACGACUUGCAUCAUCCGUAGAUGAUUCCUAGUUAGGGGUUUUGCAUAUGUAAAAGAUGGUCAAUGUAUCUUGAUUCUAAAGAGAUUAGCUUAAGAUUGGUAUCCAUCCGAUAUCACACAAAAAUGAAGUAUGAUUAUGCAUUGUGAUUGCUGACUGAUACUACUUUUUUCCCUUAAAUUUGAUCGGAUGUUUUAUUGACAUUCUUAAUGACAAAAGGCUGAAAAUGGUUUAAUUAUUCCCGAAGUUUAUUAUCUUUAAAUAUGAUGUUUCAACCUUAUAUAUUGCAUUGCUGUUGAGAUAGUUCUGAGCAGAGCAGCAUGCACUAGAUAGAUGCAGCUAUGGAAGCAAUUUUCUUAUGGGGCUGUACCUCUCCUUAGGCUUUUUUUUUCUUCCUUCUGCAUCUGUCUGCUCUUGUAUUUUUUACUCGUUUUGCCUUGAUUUCUACAACAUGAAAUUUUUGGAGAACAAUGGGUCAUAUGUGCCUACCCUGUUGCAUCUCUGAAUAAAUUGUUACCUGACAGGAGAUAGUAUGAUUAGAUAUUUGCUGUUAGGGAACUUGUUGGUCUUAUAUUUUAUGGUUUAAAACACACGUGCAAGAGAGCAUGACAGCUUCUUCUUCUUGAUGGGA